Ambispora gerdemannii is the source of this 1842-nucleotide messenger RNA. The record is from the annotation of a GenBank genome assembly. Lineage: Eukaryota; Fungi; Glomeromycota; Glomeromycetes; Archaeosporales; Ambisporaceae.
AUGGGGUUUGAGUUUUAUUUAAUUGUCAAUGUCUGCCUAACAAAGGCAAACCGACAAAAGUAUCAACUGUGUCAAUUCUCGAAAUUUGAAGCGUCAAAAUACCAAACACCUUAUUUAUCAGUUCCGAAAAAUCAGCGCGUUAAAUUAGUAAACAUUGAAUCGCAACCAACCCCAUACAUCCCCGCCUCACGAUACGCACACACAGCCACACUAAUUGGCACAAAGUUGUAUUUUCUCGGUGGCAUAGGAGCAUCACCCGAUGGAACCUUUACAAAUUCUUCGUCGCCACGAGCUGAUUUCUUCACGUUGGAUCUAUCAGCAUCGUUCGAUACAGGAAAAGAUCGAGUGCCGUGGGAAGAUUUGAAAAAGACGGAUGCUUCUGUGCCGGAGGUUGCGUGGGGAACUGCUGCUGUUGGUGGGACUAAUAAGGCGACGAUUUAUUUGUUUGGUGGGUCGAUGUCUGGGGAUAGUCCUAUACGUCUAUUCGACACGACAAAUUGGCCGGGAGAUUCCUCUCAUACUAGUAAUAGUAGUAAUGCACACAAAAAAAGAGAAUUAACAUUGAACCGGAAAAAAAGACAAAUAGAAAUCAGCGGCAUUCGUCCCACACCCACACCUAAACUUUUCAAAAAAAGAGAUGAUAGCGUUAGCCCUUCGUUAACAACAGUUACAUCACCAUGGCCAUAUGAUCUGACAAUAACCUCAUAUGCCUGCGUAUACACAGUUGAUAAUUCACCUGUUGUUCCUGGUUGUGGUCCUGGCAAUGGCAAACCACAACGAAUUUAUUUACUUGGUGGAUAUGAUGCGCAAAAAACUGUUGUUAACGAGAAGCGACAGGUUCCAGAUGAUGUUAAUGCCAAUAGUUAUACUAAAACAUAUAAAGUGGCAGUUACAACUAGUACAUCAAAUACAUCAUCAAAGAAGACUCCAACUUCAAUGAUAGCCGAUUACACGGCCACUUAUGUCGAAAAAUAUAAUUCCAUUAUUUAUAUUGGUGGAAAAAGUGAGACUGGUGAAUUUAUUGAUAUGUCGAAUAUUUGGGUGUAUAAUAUUGAUAAAAAAACAUUUUCGAUUGUGUCAGCUUCUAGUGAAGGAUUUUCUGUAUCACCUCGAAUUGGACAUUCCUCUGUUUUAGUACAAAAGAAUUGCCAAAUAAUAGUAUACGGCGGGCAAGAUAAAUCUAAUCAAACCGCUGCUCCCGAUCUCCUAAUUCUCGAUAUCACCAAUGAAACUUCCUUCAGAUGGCAACAGAAGACCGCGACAAAUUCCCCGACUUCACCGUUUAGACACACCGCAACAUUUUUUGACCGAUACAUGAUUGUCGCAUUUGGAAGACUAACGACGUCGCCGGAUCAAGCCAAUGAGAAAAUUACAUUGUUGGAUGUUGAGUCGUUUUCCUGGGUCACUAGUUACACGCAGAAUUCGUCAGGUUCUUCUUUUACGAAUAAAGGGUUGAUUAUUGGAUUGUUGGUGGCUACUGGGGCGCUGUUAUUUAUCGUUGUGGUGUUGUUUUUGAAGUAUAGACAACGUGGUUAUAUUUUUAGAAAAAGGUCGUCGCCAGGUGAAUAUGCAGAUGCUGUUGUUAAGAAUGAUAAAGGUGAUUCUGAGAUUCCACGAAAAGAAGAUUUGGAUGGUGACGGUGCAACAAAAACACCACAACAACCUGCUUUAUUGACGCCUAUUUUACACACUUCUUCAAUGUUUGGCAAAAUUGUAAGAACUCCUGUCAUCUCCAAAGUUGUUCCGUUGGAUGUUAAAGUUGCACCAAAUGCUGUUUUAUUGAUGCCACCUCAUGCUGUUAGUUCUCGAACUUUGCGGGAACGUAGUCGUGAAGAAGAGUAG